AAUAACAUCUCAGACAGUUGUGUAACAGUAACACUGCCUGAUGAAGAAAAAGGAAGACGGCUUAAGGAGUGUCGUGUGGUUUGCUGUUUCUGGCUGAGUGAAGAGAUGACACCAGGCUCAGUGGGAUGUGAUGUGGUUGUCUGGUGUAAGAGAUGGAUACGUCGGAGGUUGCCUGUCUUGAUUUUCACCUUCUUCAUCAUCCUCUACGUGGAUUUCCAAUUACGCACCAACAGCCUUCCCAAAGUCAGCGUGGCUCACCAUCCAUCACCCGGUGCGCAACACCACUCCACCCAACAGACUCCAUCCCCGGCCAAAAACACACAGAACCCGGCUAACAACAGCAGAAGCGGCAAUGGGGGACACCCGGCGACACAUGUGACCCGGCCGAAACUGAAGCUGGAGGACAUCUUCAUCGCUGUGAAGACCACCGGGAGGUUCCAUAAGACGCGUCUUGCGCUCCUUUUGGAGACGUGGAUCUCCAGAACUAGAGCGCAUACAUUUAUUUUUACAGACACAGAGGAUGAGGACUUCCGUUCACAGGGUCAUAACAUGGUGGUAACAGGCUGUCAGUCAGAUCACAGCCAGCAGGCUCUGUCCUGCAAGAUGUCUGCUGAGUACGAUGGCUUUAUGGCCUCAGACAAGAGGUGGUUUUGUCACGUGGACGAUGAUAACUACGUCAACCCAGAGGCCCUCCUGUCCCUGCUCUCUGCCUUCCCCCAGGACAGCGACAUCUACGUGGGCAAACCGAGUCUGGACAAACCCAUCACUGCUCACGAACUGCUGGAGGGCAAUGCAACGAGGGAAGUGCGGUUCUGGUUCGCGACAGGAGGAGCAGGAUUCUGUCUGAGUCGGCGACUGGCGGAGAAGAUGGCUCCCUGGGCCAGUGGCUCCCGGUUCGAGCAGACAUCAGCAAAGAUCCGUCUCCCUGAUGACUGUACAGUGGGUUUCAUCGUGGAGAAGAGGCUCAGCAUCUCUAUGGUUCACUGUCCUUUAUUUCACUCCCACCUGGAAAACCUACUGCUCAUCAGCCACAGAAGCAUACCACACCAGGUAACUCUGAGCUAUGGGAUGUUUGAGAACAAGAUGAACAGCAUCGAGGUGAAAGGAAGUUUCUCUAAAGAGGAAGACCCCUCCAGGUUUAAGACUGUGCACUGCAUACUGUAUCCUUUCACCAGCUGGUGUCCUUGAACUCUUCAGAGAAGACAUGGGCCGAGGCUGGUAAUCCUGCUGGAUGGAGUUCUUUUCUUGGGUGUUGUCUGAAUGCAGAGAAAACUGAUGGAUUUCAUUUGAUGGAAUAAUUUGAGAUUCAGACACCAAACGUGACGCUUUGGACAACAGAGGAUUCAGCUGUAAAAAUCUGAUGUCCUUCAGUUUGCCUCUUGAAUCUGCAGUGAUCAGUGAUCAAAUGGACACUCGUACUCAGAAAAUAGGAUAUUAACAGGGUCUUUACUGUUAACUGGGAAAGGUUUUCUCUUCUUCGCCUCUAUGUUACAAAAAGACUGUUACAUGAAGAAAAUGUGGACUUUAUUUGUCUUUACUACUGAAUACUUCCAUAGAGAAGUCUAUCUGUGGGAGUGAAGCACUUAAGACAAGGCAGCACUUGUGCUUUUUAACAAUUGAACAUGAAAUUGUACAUAUUUCUAAAAUUUUAUGCAAAUUUCUGUUUACAUUUAUUUGAUUAAAUUUAGAUCCAUGAUCAUAAAACAAAUGUAUUGCACACAACAGAGCCUGAAUUAUAUUCAGGCAGAGUUGAGGUUUAAGUUGCAGAAUUUAUUUUAGUUCUCGUUGAUUUUGCGCGUGUGUGUGUGUCUGUGUGUGUUGUCAAAAAGGAGAUGAUGUCCUUUCUGCCUAUGAAGUCUGCGCACAAUGAACCAUUCUGACCCACCCCAUUUUCCCUCCUUAUCCAAACCUCCUGUUCUCCCUCCCUCCUUUUCUCACUUCCUCACUUCUUCCCUCCACCUCUCCAUCUGUCUCUUUUUCUCUCUCUCUCUUUCUCUUUACUCAGUCUUGCCUAGCCAUGCUGGCAUCUCCAAGACCAUGCUUGAAAGUAAAAUGAACUUCAACUCA
This is a messenger RNA of Larimichthys crocea (large yellow croaker), 2067 nucleotides long. RefSeq names its product MFNG O-fucosylpeptide 3-beta-N-acetylglucosaminyltransferase (gene mfng). Gene Ontology annotation, biological process: pattern specification process. NCBI's taxonomy places the organism in Eukaryota, Metazoa, Chordata, Actinopteri, Sciaenidae. The record is from RefSeq and is a predicted model, not a curated record. The coding region runs from base 106 to 1188 and encodes 360 amino acids. Gene Ontology annotation, molecular function: O-fucosylpeptide 3-beta-N-acetylglucosaminyltransferase activity. Gene Ontology annotation, cellular component: Golgi membrane. The transcript is spliced from 9 exons.